Stylophora pistillata is the source of this 870-nucleotide messenger RNA. Its product is annotated as kelch-like protein 2. The record is from RefSeq and is a predicted model, not a curated record. NCBI's taxonomy places the organism in Eukaryota, Metazoa, Cnidaria, Anthozoa, Scleractinia, Pocilloporidae.
AUGGGGGAAAGAGACUGGGUAAACCACAGAGAGAGCGAGCGAAAAACAGCAUUUGAAGGAUUGUUUCGUCAUGUUCGGCUGGGUUUCCUGUCGCGUGACAGUUUGCAGGAUAUCGUGACAAACGAACUUGUCCGUGACAGUGCUGUCUGUUUGAGGCUAACAGUCGAUGCUACUUUUAAGAUGGCUACUUUUGUCAAUGAAGAUGAUCUCCCACAGUCAUCGAGAAAGGGAACUGAUACACGUGUUAUUGUAGUUCGGGGUGGCAAGUACACUUUUUGUUAUAUUCCUGAAGAAGACCACUGGAAGCGUUUACCUGAUGGUACGAAGGAGCUCAAUGCCAUUACAUCGAAGAUGAUAAAAUUCCGUGAUCAGUUGCUUACCUUCACAAAAUCUGUAGGUGCAGAGAGAUACGAUCCAAUUUUUAACGAUUGGUCAGCCUUGAAAUCGCACGCGGAGUCCUCUAACGUAGCUAUCGUUAAAGGGGAAAUUUAUGCUGUUCAAGUAAACACCACUGACCAGAAAACUACGGUCGUAAAGUACAACGUAGAGCUGCGUAAAUGGGAGACAGUUGAUCUCUCGUUUGAUCAAGAUUGUAGACUGGAUACUUGUGUUGAUGCAGCUGGUAGACACCUGUAUAUGAUUGGUGGGUGGAUAAAUACACAGGAAUAUUUCGCAAGUGGUGAGAGAUUUGACACUGUGGAAAAGAAAUGGGAAGAAAUUGCUGAUAUGCUGGUAGAAAGAGGUGGCGCUUUUGGGGUGGCCACUCGAGAGAAAAUCUUUGUCGCUGGAGGGGCAUGCAGAGGAAAAUUAUUAAAUACUUGCGAGAUGUAUGAUAUAUCAAAAAAUGAAUGGCAACUUUUUCAAUGCUGA